This is a messenger RNA of Ambispora gerdemannii, 2091 nucleotides long. NCBI's taxonomy places the organism in Eukaryota, Fungi, Glomeromycota, Glomeromycetes, Archaeosporales, Ambisporaceae. The record is from the annotation of a GenBank genome assembly.
AUGAUAGUAGCAUCCGGUAAACAAGACAUUGAGGAUAAAGAACAUGACAAACAAGUUAAAAAGACCAAAGUUGGUGUUUCUCCCUUAGUGGUUGUUUUGAGUGGUGAAAUACACAACAAAUUUUCUAGUUAUGUAGUUUUUAACGUGGCAGGUAGUCGAAAUACUGAAAAAGAAGUCUUUUUAAAAGAGGCUAAAUAUUUAGGUAAACUUAACAAUGAUGAAAUAAAAGAAAUCAAUGAAAAAGUAAAGACCAUUGUUGCUCUGGCUACGGCUCCCAUUACUCAAAAUAUUGCCUUGAUUCGCUUAUCUGGCCCCCAAACUUAUUCAAUUAUCACUCAGGUUUUUGACCGUUCUUUACCAAAAUAUCCCCAAAAAAAAUCACAAUUAAUUUUUGGCAAGCUUGUUAACUCACAAAAGGAAACUAUCGAUGAAGUAUUAUUGCUUUGUUUUUACAAACCUAAUUCUUUUACCGGCGAGGAUGUGAUAGAAAUUAGUUGUCAUGGUAAUUUGUUUGUUGUCAACCAAAUACUACAAUUAAUUCUGGAAAACGGCGCGGAUCUAGCCAAGGAAGGUGAAUUUACCAAACAAGCCUUUUUUAAUGGCAAACUAAAUUUAAUUCAAGCUAACGCCAUCAACGAUUUAAUUCGAGCUCCUAGUUUAUCCGGUGUCAAAUUGGCCCUGCAUAAUUUAAGUCAUGAAAACCAAAAAGAAUUAGAGUUUGUUGAAAAUGAACUACUUGAUAUUAUUGCUACUAUUAAAGUCAAUAUUGAUUAUCCUGAAUAUGACGGAGUAGAAUACUUAACUGGUAAAAAAGUACUUCCGCGCCUAAAUAAACUGUUAGAGAGGUUAUUAAUAAUAAAAAAAGAAAGCAAAAAAAUCCGUGUUUACCAAGAAGGCUUAAAAGUAGCCAUCAUUGGUAAGCCAAAUGUAGGAAAGUCUACUCUCUUGAAUGCCUUGUUGCAGGAAGAAAAAGCUAUUGUUUCACCCCUUGCUGGUACUACUCGUGACAUAGUCGAAGCUCGUUACAAUUUAAAUGGCAUUCCUUUGACUUUAUUGGACACAGCUGGUAUUCAUGAAACCUCAGAUAUAGUAGAAAAAAUCGGAGUAGAACGAAACAAAGAAAAUAAAUUACAACUUCCUAACGAAAUUUCCCACAAAAAGAUAUUAAAAAUUAGUGCUAAAAAUAAGCAACUGAGCGAAUUAGAAGCCAAAAUUAGCGAACUAUUUACCAGUAAUUUAAUAAAUAAUCUUUCUCCUUAUCCCUAUUUAAGUCAAAGUUGGCAGCAAGCCAAAUUAACUAAACUUACUCAGCAGUUAGAAACAGUAAUUAGCGAACUAAAAAAAGAAACUUAUUUAGAUGCUUUAUGCGGUGAUUUAGAAGUUAGUUAUAAAUUAGUCAAGGAAUUGAGCGGCAAGGAAUAUAAUGAGGAUUUGUUGGAUAUCAUUUUUAGUUGGGAUACCCAUGGAUUACCGAUUGAGCACAAAGUGAUUCAGACCUACCAAGGUGAAAAAAUUAAUUUGCACCAAGUCUGUCAUGACUUUGCUUUAACCCAAGUUCAAAUCCAAAAAGAGCAAUUAAAAAAAUUGGGAUUAUUUACUGACUAUAAGCAAUAUUAUAUUACUCUUAACAAAGAAUAUGAAGCCGAGCAAAUUCGAGUUUUUGGCGAAAUGGACAGAAAGGGAUAUAUUGUUGACGGAAGUGAUUUUAUUGAAGAAGGAGAAGGGUCAGGAAUAGUCCAUUUAGCACCUGCUUUUGGAGCAGAAGAUUUUGCAGUAUCCAAGAAAGAGAAAUUAACAAUUAAAUGCCCGCUAGAACCAAAUGGAAUAUUUAAUGAAAAAAUCGCGGUCUCAGAAUUGAUUGGCAAACAUUAUAGCGAAGUAAAUAAUUAUGUCAUUGCUGAUUUAGAAAAAAGAAAUUUAAUAGCAAAACAAGAAAAUAACGAACCAAUGCUUAAUUCAGAAAUUGUUGAUUAUGUUGCCGAAAUAGUUGCUAGUUGUGAUAAAGAGACAGUUUUAGGACAAGAUAUUAUGGACGUUUGGUUGGAUAGUGGAGUUUCACAUUGGUGUGUUUUGGGAAAGAGCAGAGAGUAA